This is a messenger RNA of Ooceraea biroi (clonal raider ant), 2343 nucleotides long. It is a transcript of the gene drpr, whose product is annotated as multiple EGF like domains draper. Lineage: Eukaryota; Metazoa; Arthropoda; Insecta; Hymenoptera; Formicidae. Gene Ontology annotation, molecular function: protein binding; scavenger receptor activity. The record is from RefSeq and is a predicted model, not a curated record.
AUGGGCUCCGCGGUCUGGUGGCUGACUGCGGCCGCCGCCAUUAUUACUUUAGCAAGGACAACGGCUCUUGAGGGACCGAACAUAUGCACCCGGCAAGAAACGUACAAGAUCACGGUGAAAGUGUCCGAACAGAAACCCUACACUAUCAGAGAGAACACGUGGUGCUUCAGCUUCCCACCGAGAUGUUCCAAGUACAAAGUCGUCUACCGAACGGUCUUCAAGGAGCAGGAAUUGACGAAACAAAGGCCCGUGGAAGAAUGCUGCAAAGGCUAUACGGAAACCACAAGCGGCGACCGUUGCAUUCCUGUCUGUUCCGAGGAUUGCCGCCACGGUACUUGCAUCGCGCCUGAUGUCUGCAAGUGCGAGUCGGGCUACGGCGGGCCUUUGUGCGAUUUUAAAUGUCCGCUGGGUAAAUGGGGCAGAGAUUGCGAGAUGGAUUGCAAGUGCCAGAACGGGGCCACUUGCGACCCGUUCGACGGCAAGUGUAUCUGCACGAGGGGCUGGACCGGCGUGUACUGCGAUCAGAAGUGUCCCUCUGACCGCUAUGGACAGGAUUGCGCCGAAGAAUGUCGUUGCAGAAACGGUGGCAGCUGCCACCACAUCUCCGGAGAGUGUCAUUGCGCCCCCGGCUACACUGGACCACUAUGCGAUGAUUUGUGUCCGGAGGGCAAACACGGCGAGGAAUGCAAGUCGGAGUGCCAGUGUCAGAACGGCGGUUCCUGCAGUCCCAAGACUGGCGAGUGCUAUUGCACGCCCGGCUGGACGGGUUCGGUGUGCGCGAAUCGAUGCCCGGAGGGUUUCUGGGGCAAGAACUGCUCUCAAACCUGCGACUGCUACAACAGAGCCGGUUGCGAUCACAUCUCCGGCGAGUGCCAGUGUAAACCGGGAUACUACGGCGACAAAUGCCUGAAAAUCUGUCCCGAGGGUACGUUCGGGCUGAACUGCACGUUCAACUGUACCUGCGAGAACGGUGGCACCUGCGACCCCGUCAAUGGUACCUGCAUGUGCGACAAUGGCUGGACAGGGGAGACCUGCAACCAGCGCAAGUGCGAGGAUGAUUUAUACGGACCCAGUUGUGAAAAGGUUUGCGAGUGCGAGAGCGAGAAUACGGAGCUGUGUCAUCCCUGGACGGGAGAGUGCUCCUGCAAGACUGGCUGGGACGGUGAGACAUGCGCGAGGCCCUGUCCCUUUUACACGUACGGUAAGGGCUGCCAGAAUCGCUGCAACUGCAAGAACAACGCGCAAUGCUCGCCCAUGGACGGCACUUGCAUCUGCGCGGCUGGAUACCGUGGGAAGGAUUGCGGCGAGUUGUGCCCCGUGAACACCUUCGGCGAGGAUUGCGCGCAGGAAUGCGCCUGCAAGAACGGAGCUAGCUGCUCGCCUGAGAACGGACGUUGCAAUUGCACAGCUGGAUGGGUCGGCGUGCUGUGCGACCGUCCGUGCGACGACAAGUCCUACGGCAAGGAUUGCGAGAGCAAGUGCAAGUGCUUUAACAAUGCGGCCUGCAAUCCACAGAAUGGCACGUGCACGUGUGCGGCUGGCUUCACCGGCGCACUCUGUCAGGAUCGUUGUAAAAAGGGCUUCUUCGGGAUCGAGUGCAAUCAGACUUGUGACUGCGACGACGAGAACACCGUGGACUGCGACUCUGCUACCGGGUACUGCAAUUGCAAGCCAGAAUGGCGAGGAAUUCGAUGCGAAACAAAGUGCCCGGAGGGUCUUUACGGCGUCGAUUGUCACUCGCAUUGCGAAUGCAUGAACAAUAGUUCGUGUGACCCCACGACCGGAAGUUGCGUCUGCGCCAGGGGUUGGGAAGGUGCCGAUUGCUCGCAGCCCUGCAAGGAAGGAUGGUACGGGCUGGGCUGCAAGGAGAAAUGCCCGGAGAAAAUGAACGGAAACAUGACUUGCGAUCAUGUCACCGGCGAGUACGUCUGCCGCCCGGGAUAUCUGGGUCUAACUUGCGAGCAUCCGUGUCCCCCUAAUCGUUACGGUCUGAACUGCGCGAGUCACUGUCACUGCAAAAAUGGUGGAGAGUGUCACCAUGUAACAGGUGUGUGCCAGUGCCGACCCGGUUGGCAAGGAGAAUAUUGUCAGACACCAUGUGCGGAAGGCACAUAUGGUGUAAACUGCACGCAACACUGCAAAUGUCAGAAUGGUGGAAAGUGCCGAUCCAAUGACGGUCAUUGUCGAUGCACGGCGGGGUGGACUGGAACUAGAUGUAGUGAAAUUUGCCCGGAGGGAUACUACGGCGACCACUGCAUGGAACCUUGCGAAUGCAAGAACGACUACUUUACGUGUCAUCCGGUCGAGGGCUGUAUUUGCAGACAUGGGUAUACAGGUGCAUAG